Molecule: messenger RNA, 1029 nt
Organism: Metarhizium brunneum ARSEF 3297
Lineage: Eukaryota; Fungi; Ascomycota; Sordariomycetes; Hypocreales; Clavicipitaceae
Source: RefSeq, a predicted model, not a curated record
AUGUAUGAGUCCAAGGACUAUACUAUUGGCUGGAUUUGCGCCUUGGAAACCGAGUUCGUAGCCGCCCAGGAGUUCCUCGAUGAGGAGCAUGAAGUACCAGCACACCUCGCCCUCGCCGAUGAUAACUUUUAUAAACUCGGUAGAAUGGGAAAACAUAAUGUUGUCAUUGCCAUCUUGCCAGAUAGGGAGUAUGGCAAGUCCUCCGCAGCAGUCGUCGCAAACCACAUGCAACAUUCCUUCCCGAGCGUUAGGGUCGGCCUGAUGGUCGGUAUCGGCGGUGGUGCCCCCAGUAUAAAGAAUGACGUUAGGUUAGGCGACAUCGUUGUGAGCAGCCGACGGGACGGAAAAGGCGGAGUGGUACAGUACGAUUAUGGAAAGGCAGUCCAAGGUUGCGAGUUUGCCAUCACGGGGCAUUUGGACCAGUCGCCCGCGUCGUUGGCAAAAGCAGUAACCGCGAUAAAGGCUGAAUACGACAGGAAGGGCAACCGAAUUGCCCUUAAUGCCAAGGAAGCACUCAAUAAUAUUGAUAACAAAGACAAAUACCGCUGCCCGUCGGCCACGAGUGACCGGCUGUACCGCUCCUCCUUCACACACCCCCUGGACAAGCUCGGAGAAGAUUGCAGUCUGGUGUGCGGCGAUGAUGCAUCUAACCUGAUAGCUCGAGCCCAGCGCAAAAAAGGCGGCGGCGGCCUAGUAGUUCAUUACGGACUCAUCGCUUCUGCGGAUACCUUGAUGAGAGAUGCUAUUAUUCGGGAUAAGUGGGCGGCGAAAGAGAAUAUCCUCUGCUUUGAGAUGGAAGCCGCUGGCCUGAUGAAUCACUUUCCGUGCAUAGUUAUCCGAGGAAUAUGUGACUAUGCUGAUUCUCAUAAAAAUGAUCAGUGGCAGGGAUAUGCAGCCCUGGUAGCGGCGGCAUACGCGAAGGAUCUCAUCUCUUUUAUACAUCCCAAGCAGGUGCUCAACGAGCCGCCAAUCAAAGAGUGGGCUACAAAUUUUGUAUAUCGACUUCACGGCAAGAAGUUGGCCAACUAA